Echinococcus granulosus is the source of this 3807-nucleotide messenger RNA. RefSeq names its product Enoyl-CoA hydratase. The record is from RefSeq and is a predicted model, not a curated record. Gene Ontology annotation, biological process: transmembrane transport; monoatomic ion transport. NCBI's taxonomy places the organism in Eukaryota, Metazoa, Platyhelminthes, Cestoda, Cyclophyllidea, Taeniidae. The transcript has 25 exons. Gene Ontology annotation, cellular component: lysosomal membrane. Gene Ontology annotation, molecular function: monoatomic ion channel activity; catalytic activity; voltage-gated channel activity. Bases 1 to 3807 code for a protein of 1268 amino acids.
AUGAGUUUGCACCUCACCAAUCGACCCUUUGUUUGUUCCUUCCCCGGCUGCAGUUAUCGUGGUAAAACCAGUUCACAGCUAGCUCAACAUAGAGCCACUCACGGUCUGGGCUAUGUGUACGCCUGUGAGUUUUGCGACUACCGGGCGACUACUUCGACGAAUUUGCGUCGCCACUCGCGCCUCCAUCUGGAUACACGGCCUUAUCGGUGUCCACACUGUCCUCAUACCUUCGUGGAGCUCUCGGCGCUGCGUCGGCAUGUCCUUGACUCCGCCUAUCACCCAGGGCUACCGCUCUACGUGUGUCCUUGGUGCUCGCCUUCACCUGGCCAUUCUUCUGAUCCCUCAUCCAUCCCACCUGUCAAUACCGCCCCUGCUGCCCCUGCCUCCCUUAUCAUCGAUUCGCCCAUCGCUUCGCGAAGAUCCGCCGAUUCCAGUGUCUGCGGCUUCAACUCCUCUACUCUGGCCUGGAAGCAUGUUGUGCAGGCACACGCUGAUCAGCUCUCUAGCCCCGAGACUCUUCAGAGGCUGGGACGAAAAGCUGGUGAAACAUUGAUUGAGGUAGCUUUCAAUUUGUCUUAUCGAGAGCUGUCCGUCCUACGCAUGUUGGAAGAGUUCCGUAUUGUUCGGCUAAAAGAUGAUCUAGAUUUUUUGAAUUUUUGCUUAAUUAAGCAUGAUGUGUCACUCAUCUUCGGACUUUAUCAUCCCAACGAGGAUGGCAACUUCCGUCCAUCAUCUGCUGUGCGUCAAUUCAAUGCUGUCGCCACCGUUCGAACACAUCAGCGGAUGCGCUCAAACACUAACAGACAGAGGAACGCCAGCGGCAGAAAGCGUCCCCUGCCGCGUGACACAUCGCUCUACUCAGUAUUGAUAGUCAAUUCGUCGCCGGUGGAGAACGGCGACGCUGCAUCAGCUAACACUUCAAGGACCGCAACGGAAGGAUUGGAAAACACAGAGCCAUUGAAAUUCCCCCAGGUACAGGAUUUGGUCGCACUUCCUGGGGGUGUUCUGUGCCUUUUACUGCCGACCCAUGAGAUGACUCCUGAUGAAUCCGUUGUUAAAGCUUCUGUUUUGAUUGAAAGUGCUAUUCAGUAUCGGUCAAUAUUGCACGGUCUUGAUCGUCGACGCAUUAAAGUCUAUCGUGUCUACUAUUCUAAGUCGUUUUCAUUCAUAUCAAAUGUUUGCCUGGUCAUACUCUUCAUUUUACCAUUCUUUGAAUGGCCUUCAUCUCUUACACGUUCAUCUUACUUGGGAAAUUCUGUUGUACGCCCUGUUGUUCCAUGUGGUGUUUUAGAAGGCAUUGAAACAAUAUGCUUGUCGGUAUUUUUGGUCCGAGGCGUCUUAUUGGCAACAGGUCAAUUUUACAAAUCCGAUCGAGGUGGUUUGGGCUGGCUUUAUGAAACAUUUUACAAUCUUAUCGUUCUCCUCACCACAGCCAAUCAUCCAGACGUCAUCCUCCCGAACUAUAGCGAAAAUCGUGCAGCCGCCUUCUUUGACAUCGCUUUUCUCGCUGUGGGGACGUACAUUUUCAUGAACAUCUUCACGGCCAUCAUGUAUAAUCAGUUCCGCGGUUAUCUUUUUUCCUCCGUUCACAAACGCAUUUUUAGGCGACGUGUUGCCGUUCGUGCUGCAUUUGAAGUUCUCAAAUCGCAGGAUCCUGUCCCCGUUGUUCAGACAGACAAAGUGUUACAACUUUUGGAGGAAACGUCUUUGCCUGGUUGGAAGAAGUCUGCGAUUUCCACUAAACUGAUGACGCAAUACGAGGGAGGUUCUGUCGACUUGACGGAGUUUAUGGACCUCUUUCGGCUUCUCGAUUUGUCUUCUUCCCUCAAAACACCUACUCUUGUUCGACAAUUCAAUAACCCCGUGGCUUUGCGAAUACAGUCCUUCUGCAUCUCAAACCUAUGCAGAAGAGUCGAGCUCUUCGUAUCUCUUGUCAACGUUUUCUGCAUCAUUUUACAACUCGUGGCUUUUGAAGACGCGGACAAACCCAGUUUUACCUUUUUGAUAAUCAACACAUGUUUUGCAACACUCUACGUUAUCGAAAACGGUGUGCGUCUUUGGGUUCACGGCUGGCGCAAUUCACUUUGCAUGCCUCUGACUUUGUUUGAUUUGUGCGUCUCCUUUGGCAACCUGGCGUUGCGACUCUACGAACUUGGCCUCAUCGCUUGUGGAGCGAGAGGUGUAGGAUCAGAGCAUUGGUCGCCCUACGACUUUGGGCAGCUGGCGAACCUGUUGGUGAUUCUGCACACCUUGCGCUUCAUGCAGAUCUCCAACCUGAUGACCAGCAUGCUCUUCAAGAUGCCCCAUCACCUAGCCCCCGUGCUGGGCGUCCUCAUCUCCUUCUACUAUGUCUACGCCCUCCUCGGAUUCUCCCUUUUCCACGGAACCAUUGAACACCCUACCAAUGGAUCCACUGACUCGAACGAGACGUACGUCUGUGGAACUUACCAACAGCUCAACUACUGGUCGAUCAACUUUGACGACUUUGCUGCCAGCAUAUUCACCCUCUGGAGUUUGAUGGUCUUGAACAACUGGCAUGUCAUUGUUCGGGCCUUUACCGAUAAAAUUGGCAGAUGGGUUCACAUCUACAUGGUGAGCUGGUGGUUCAUUGCAUCUGUUAUUCUCCUCACCCUCAUUACCGCCAUGAUAAUCGAGAGUUUCCUCUUCGCACGCCAGCUUCACACCCGUCAAGCAGACCUAUUGCAGCUCCGCGAGCGUCGUCGAACCAAUGCCCCUCGCCUUGCCGCUGUGAGCGGGUCGCGGUUCUGCAACGAUAACCACUGCGGGCGUCUGAUCGAUGACGAUGGGAUGGAGGAGCUGCUGCCCUCAGCUGAGCUCUCCGCUGACCACAACAGCUCCUCAGCGGCGGCAGCAGCAGAAACGGAGGAUAUCUUGAUAACCUCACCUUCCAAUACAGUGGCCUUCAGUUUUGCACAAAUGUUCAGCGGUGGUUUUGAAGAACCCACCAAUGAGGAGUUGACAAUGCUACGGUUUAUUCGGAGGGUCUUGCAGAUCAAACUUCGGUUUCAAUCAGCGUUAGCGCAGUACAGGGGGGUGAAGGUGUCUCGCAGGGGCGCUGACCUCCAAGUAGGCCUCAUAGAACUCGACCGCCCCGACACCUUUAACGCCCUCUGCCCUCAAUUGAUGAAGGAGUUAGCUGUCGCGGUGGAACAACUGGAUGCUGACUCCUCGAUACGUUGUCUCGUUAUCACCGGCACCAAAAGGGUUUUCUCGGUUGGUGCUGACUUGAAACACCUGGAUGACCUGCGGAGGCUGGAGGCGCUGCGGAGGUGGGAGGCACUGGGGGCAGUGGAGAAGCCCACUAUUGCAGCAGUGAAUGGCGCUGCACUGGGCGGUGGUUGCGAGCUCGCGAUGAUGUGCGAUGUAGUGUACGCGGGUGAGCGGGCGCGAUUCGGACACCCGGAAGUUGGUCUGGCCCUCGUGCCCGGCGCCGGCGGCACCCAACGUCUCAUCCGCGCCAUUGGCAAAUCACGCGCUAUGGAAAUGAUCCUUUCGGGCAAAGCCAUCUCAGCGAAGGAGGCGGCUGCUUUCGGAUUAGUGAGUAGUGUGUAUCCAGUGACCGAGGUGGUGGAUAGGGCAAUCGCCUUGGCCGAGCGUAUCUCGGCCCACUCUCUGGUUGCUCUGCGAGCAGUAAAGAGAGCCGUCGGUGCUGCUUAUCAACUGCCCCUUGACCAAGGCUUGAAGGUUGAACGAGAAAUUUUCCUCGCUACACUAUCAUCAAACGAUUGCGGAGAAGGGGUGUCAGCUCGUAUCGAGAAACGAAAACCGAAAUUCACAGACAGUUAA